This is a messenger RNA of Oncorhynchus gorbuscha (pink salmon), 4451 nucleotides long. Its product is annotated as glycogen phosphorylase, muscle form-like. The record is from RefSeq and is a predicted model, not a curated record. Lineage: Eukaryota; Metazoa; Chordata; Actinopteri; Salmoniformes; Salmonidae. Bases 118 to 2850 code for a protein of 910 amino acids. Gene Ontology annotation, biological process: glycogen catabolic process. The transcript is spliced from 20 exons. Gene Ontology annotation, molecular function: glycogen phosphorylase activity; pyridoxal phosphate binding. Gene Ontology annotation, cellular component: cytoplasm.
AGGAUAAGGGUAGGGGUUAGGUUACGGACGUCCUAAGCAUACCGUAUAGCAUUAACCAUUAUUGUCACGAAGAGGAUCAACUGUCAAUUGGGCUGGAGGUUCUGUAAGACCCGCCCUAUGUGCUCGACUGUUUGUAUGUGCGUUUAUAUAUAUAACAGUGCAGGUCUGGCAUACCAACUCUGGUGUCCACACUUUGACGAGACAGAGGGAGGAAGGAAGGACACACAGUGUGACACGCGAAGCCAUCUCCCAUCAUCCUCGGUUGAUUUUUGCAUUUCGGAUCUACAGUCGCACAAUAGAAAAUACGCAUUUACCAAGAUGCCCAAGCCACUGACAGACCAGGAUAAGAGGAAGCAGAUAUCGGUGCGGGGGCUUGCAGGAGUGGAAAAUGUUUCAGACCUUAAGACCAAUUUUAAUCGCCAUCUCCACUUUACUCUGGUAAAGGACCGAAAUGUGGCGACCAAACGGGACUACUACUUCGCCUUGGCCAACACUGUCCGCGACCAUCUGGUGGGCAGAUGGAUCAGGACGCAGCAGCACUACUAUGAGAAAGACCCCAAACGUGUGUAUUACCUGUCCCUUGAGUUCUACAUGGGGCGCACCCUGCAGAAUACAAUGGUGAACCUGGCUCUGGAGAACGCAUGCGACGAGGCUACCUAUCAGUUGGGCCUGGACAUGGAGGAGCUGCAGGACAUUGAGGAAGAUGCCGGCCUGGGAAAUGGUGGCCUUGGACGGCUCGCCGCCUGCUUCCUAGAUUCCAUGGCGUCUCUGGGACUGGCAGCUUACGGCUAUGGCAUCCGCUAUGAGUUCGGCAUCUUCAACCAGAAAAUUGUGAAUGGCUGGCAGGUAGAGGAGGCUGACGAUUGGCUGCGCUACGGCAACCCCUGGGAGAAGGCCCGCCCUGAGUACAUGCGACCCGUCCACUUCUACGGCAGAGUGGAGCACACCCCCGAGGGUGUGAAAUGGGUUGACACACAGGUAGUGUUGGCCCUUCCUUAUGACACCCCAGUCCCUGGCUACAGGAACAAUGUUGUGAACACCAUGAGACUGUGGUCUGCCAAGGCCCCCUGUGAUUUCAACCUGAAAGACUUCAAUGUGGGUGGCUAUAUUCAAGCUGUGCUGGACAGAAACUUGGCUGAGAACAUCUCCCGUGUUCUGUACCCCAAUGACAACUUCUUCGAGGGGAAGGAGCUUCGUCUGAAGCAGGAAUACUUUGUGGUGGCGGCCACUCUGCAGGACAUCGUGCGUCGCUUCAAGUCCUCCAAGUUCGGCUCCACUGAGGUUGUGCGCGUUGACCUGUCCACCCUACCUGACAAGGUGGCCAUCCAGCUGAACGACACCCACCCUGCCAUGGCCAUCCCUGAGCUGAUGAGGAUUUUGUUGGACACGGAGCACCAGAAAUGGGAGAAGGCCUGGGACAUCUGCACACGUACCUGUGCCUACACCAACCACACCGUCCUGCCUGAGGCUCUGGAGCGCUGGCCCACAGACCUGCUCCAGAACCUUCUGCCCAGACACCUGGAGAUCAUCUACGAGAUCAACCGACGUCACCUGGAGCGCAUCGCUAAGCUCUACCCCGGGGACCAUGAUCGUCUGCGCCGCAUGUCCCUAGUGGAGGAGGGCGACCAGAAGAAGAUCAACAUGGCCCACCUGUGCAUCGUGGGCUCCCACGCCGUCAACGGAGUGGCCCGCAUCCACUCGGACAUCAUCAAAGCCACUCUGUUCAAAGACUUCUACGAGGUGGACCCCCACAAGUUCCAGAACAAGACCAACGGGAUCACGCCCCGACGCUGGCUGGUCAUGUGCAACCCUGGGCUGGCUGAAGUCAUUGCAGAGAGGAUCGGUGAGGAUUACAUCCGCGAUCUGGACCAACUGAAGAAGUUGCUGGCGUUUGUGGAUGACGACUCUUUGAUUCAUGACAUCGCCAAGGUCAAACAGGAGAACAAGCUUAAGUUUUCUGCCUAUCUCGAGGAGCACUACAAGGUGAAGAUCAACCCCAACUCCAUGUUCGACGUUCAAGUCAAGAGGAUCCACGAGUACAAGAGGCAGCUGCUCAACUGCCUGCACAUCAUCACUCUCUACAACCGCAUCCAGAAGGAGCCCAACAAGAAUUGGACCCCCAGGACUAUCAUGAUUGGAGGAAAGGCUGCUCCUGGGUACCACACGGCAAAGCUGAUCAUUAGGCUGAUCACUGCCAUCGGAGAGAUUGUCAACCACGACACUGUGGUGGGAGACCGCCUCAAAGUCAUCUUCCUGGAGAACUACAAGGUCACUCUGGCAGAGAAAAUCAUCCCUGCGUCCGACCUGUCUGAGCAGAUCUCCACAGCUGGCACUGAGGCGUCUGGCACUGGCAACAUGAAGUUCAUGCUGAACGGAGCGCUCACCAUUGGCACCAUGGACGGAGCCAACGUAGAGAUGGCCGAGGAGGCCGGAGAAGAGAACCUCUUCAUCUUCGGCAUGAGGGUAGACGACGUGGACGCCAUGGACAAGAGUGGAUAUGAUGCCAUGGACUACUACAACCGCAUUCCUGAGCUGAAGCAGGCCAUGGACCAGAUCGCUGGUGGAUUCUUUAGCCCCGACCAGCACGACCUCUUCAAGGACAUUGUCAACAUGCUGCUGCACCAUGACAGAUUCAAGGUGUUCGCUGACUACGAAGCUUACAUCAAAUGCCAAGAGAAAGUCAGUGCUCUCUACAAGAACCCUAAAGAAUGGACCAAGAUGGUGAUCCACAACAUUGCUGGUUGUGGUAAAUUCUCUAGCGACCGCACUAUCUCCCAGUACGCCCGGGAGAUCUGGGGCAUGGAGCCCAGCCUGGAAAGGAUCCCUGCCCCAGACGAUCCUCGCCAAUAAACCCCAGGCCUAAAACCAACCUCUGGUUUUUCCACAGCCCCGGCUUCUGGUUUUGCCUCUGGCUGUUCCACAAAAAAACAUUUUAACUUGAGAAAUGGUUUAGAAACCUGAAAGCUCCCUGUAACUAGUACAUUUUCAUUGUGUCAUUUCAUUGUGGUUAGUAUUAGUUGAUGAUUGACUAUACAUGUAGCAAUCCCUGUCCGGCUACGUGAUGGCCAAUAACCUGAUACCACUUUCAACCUCGACAUUCAGCAUUCAUUUUCUCAAUGAGCUAAUACAAAUCAGCAUUCACGUUCUCAAUGGGCUAAUACAAAAUCAGCAUUCAUCUUCUCAAUGGGCUAAUACAAAAUCAUUAUUCACCUUCUCAAUGGGCUAAUACAAAAUCAUUAUUCACCUUCUCAAUGGGCUAAUACAAAAUCAUUAUUCACCUUCUCAAUGGGCUAAUACAAAAUCAUUAUUCACCUUCUCAAUGGGCUAAUACAAAUCAUUAUUCACCUUCUCAAUGGGCUAAUACAAAAUCAUUAUUCACCUUCUCAAUGGGCUAAUACAAAAUCAUUAUUCACCUUCUCAAUGGGCUAAUACAAAAUCAUUAUUCACCUUCUCAAUGGGCUAAUACAAAAUCAUUAUUCACCUUCUCAAUGGGCUAAUACAAAAUCAUUAUUCACCUUCUCAAUGGGCUAAUACAAAAUCAUUAUUCACCUUCUCAAUGGGCUAAUACAAAAUCAUUAUUCACCUUCUCAAUGGGCUAAUACAAAAUCAUUAUUCACCUUCUCAAUGGGCUAAUACAAAAUCAUUAUUCACCUUCUCAAUGGGCUAAUACAAAAUCAUUAUUCACCUUCUCAAUGGGCUAAUACAAAUCAUUAUUCACCUUCUCAAUGGGCUAAUACAAAUCAUUAUUCACCUUCUCAAUGGGCUAAUACAAAAUCAUUAUUCACCUUCUCAAUGGGCUAAUACAAAAUCAUUAUUCACCUUCUCAAUGGGCUAAUACAAAAUCAUUAUUCACCUUCUCAAUGGGCUAAUACAAAAUCAUUAUUCACCUUCUCAAUGGGCUAAUACAAAAUCAUUAUUCACCUUCUCAAUGGGCUAAUACAAAAUCAUUAUUCACCUUCUCAAUGGGCUAAUACAAAAUCAUUAUUCACCUUCUCAAUGGGCUAAUACAAAAUCAUUAUUCACCUUCUCAAUGGGCUAAUACAAAUCAUUAUUCACCUUCUCAAUGGGCUAAUACAAAAUCAUUAUUCACCUUCUCAAUGGGCUAAUACAAAUCAUUAUUCACCUUCUCAAUGGGCUAAUACAAAUCAUUAUUCACCUUCUCAAUGGGCUAAUACAAAAUCAUUAUUCACCUUCUCAAUGGGCUAAUACAAAAUCAUUAUUCACCUUCUCAAUGGGCUAAUACAAAAUCAUUAUUCACCUUCUCAAUGGGCUAAUACAAAAUCAUUAUUCACCUUCUCAAUGGGCUAAUACAAAAUCAUUAUUCACCUUCUCAAUGGGCUAAUACAAAAUCAUUAUUCACCUUCUCAAUGGGCUAAUACAAAAUCAUUAUUCACCUUCUCAAUGGGCUAAUACAAAAUCAUUAUUCACCUUCUCAAUGGGCUAAUACAAAA